UCACUCUUACUCUCACUCUCACACCAACACAUAACCUCACCUCUGGUUCUGUGUUCCCUUGCAAGGAAUCAAAGAACCCAAAAAUUUACUAAAACAAAUUUAAAAAAAUCUCCAAUCCAUUUUCGUUUUUUCUUUUUUUGGAUUGUUUCGAAGAGAAUUGAAUUUUUUGCAGGAAAAAUGGCGGCUGCAAUGAUUUCUGCUCCGGCGGUGGCAAUGAGGGUGGUGGUUCCAGCUUUGAACGGUGUGCAAUCCGGGAAUGCCUCUUUGUACGUUGGUGAUCUUGAGAGGAACGUUGAUGAGGCGCAACUGUUUGAACUGUUUGGCCAAGUAGGCCAAGUGGUUUCAAUUAGGGUUUGUAGGGAUCUCACAAUGCGAUCUCUUGGAUAUGCUUACGUUAACUUUGUCAACCCCCAAGAUGCUGCUAAUGCCAUGGAACAUCUGAAUUUCACUCCUUUGAAUGGAAAAUCCAUCCGUGUUAUGUUUUCUAACCGAGAUCCUAGCAUUCGAAAAAGUGGAUAUGCAAAUGUGUUUAUCAAGAACCUUGACAUAUCAAUAGAUAACAAGGCAUUACAUGACACUUUUUCUGCCUUUGGAUUUGUACUCUCUAGUAAGGUAGCCGUUGAUAACAAUGGUCAAUCGAAAGGGUAUGGAUUUGUGCAGUUUGACAAUGAAGAGUCUGCACAAAAUGCUAUCAAAAAGUUGAAUGGCAUGUUGAUAAAUGAUAAAAAAGUCUAUGUUGGACUCUUUGUUAGGCGCCAAGCAAGGGCUCAAGUAAAUGAAUCACCAAAGUUCACUAAUGUGUAUGUGAAAAACUUUUCUGAAACAUAUACUGAUGAAGAUCUUAAGCAGCUCUUUAGCACCUAUGGUCCAAUAACCAGUGUUGUGGUCAUGAAAGACACAGAUGGGAAGUCUAGAUGUUUUGGUUUUGUGAAUUUUGAAAGUCCAGAUUCAGCAGUUGCUGCCAUUGAAAGGUUAAACGGAACCGCAGUCAAUGAUGAUAAGGUUUUAUAUGUAGGUAGGGCUCAGCGCAAAGCCGAAAGAGAGGCAGAAUUGAAAGCUAGAUUUGAGCGGGAAAGAAUGAGAAAAUAUGAAAAAUUACAAGGUGCUAAUUUGUACGUGAAAAAUCUCGAUUAUAGCAUCAAUGAAGAAAACUUGAAGGAGUUAUUUUCUAAGUUUGGAACAAUAACAUCUUGCAAGGUGAUGCUUGAACCAAAUGGGCAUAGCAAGGGCUAUGGUUUUGUUGCCUUUUCAACUCCCGAGGAAGGAAAUAAAGCAUUGAAUGAAAUGAAUGGAAAGAUGAUUGGACGUAUGCCCCUGUAUGUAGCUGUGGCCCAACGCAAAGAAGAGAGGAAGGCUCUUUUGCAGGCUCAAUUUUCUCAAAUGCAAGCCCUAGGUGCAAUUACACCUUUUCAUGGGGGAAUCCCAGGAUAUCAUCCAGGGGCACCAAGCCUUUCCCCUCAACAGUUGUAUUUUGGUCAAGGGCCAAAUGGUCUUGUACCACCUCAGCCAACGGGAUAUGGUUUCCAGCAGCAACUCCUGCCAAACAUUCAUCCUGGUGUUGCUCCAAAUUUCUUUAUGCCAUACCACCCACAAAGACAGGCCCCUCCUUCGCAAAGAAGGGAUCCUCGAAGAUUUGGAAAUCUCCAACAGGUGCACCAUAACCAGAUGUUGCAUCCUAACUCCAACCAAGGGUUUAGAUACAUGGAGAAUGGUCGAAAUGGAAUGGAUCCGUCAGUAAUUCCCCAUGGUAUGGGGGGUCCAAUGAUGCCAUUGCCCUUUGAUGGUUCUGGAAUUUCUGCAGUUCAUACUUAUAAUCAAUAUCAUGCUGGUGCAUCGUCUAACACACUUGCCUCGGCUCUAGCUUCUGCUACCCCAGAAAAUCAGCACCUGAUGCUAGGUGAACAUUUAUACCCACUUGUGGAUGGACUUACUGCAAAUCACCAGCAGACUGCAAAGGUGACAGGAAUGUUGUUGGAAAUGGACCAGUCAGAGGUCAUCCAUCUGAUGGAGUCUCCCGAGGACUUGAAAAUAAAGGUGUCUGAGGCAAUGCUGGCCCUUCGUGAAGCUGCACCAGGUUCUGAAGAAGUUGCUGGUUCUGAAGAAGUUGGCGGUUCUGAAGAAGUUGGUGGUUCUGAAGAAGUUGGUGAUCAACUUGGCUCACUAUCAUUGAAUGAAUGAUACAAUUUCAUUCUCAGUGUCAAAGUUAUAAACUGAAUCAUACUUGAGCCAUUUUUUGGAUCAACAAACUUUAAUUUCAUGGUUUCUGGGGCCUUAUGCAGCUCCAUUUUUUUUCAUAAGAAUCUUGUUAUCUUCACCCAGGAUUAAUGAAUUGAGUCAGAACAAAGGUUGUCAUGGAUGUUUCUAGUCUUUUAUGAAUUUAUGUUAAUUUGGAUUGGAUUUGCAGUAAA
Messenger RNA from Glycine soja, 2408 nucleotides. RefSeq names its product polyadenylate-binding protein 2-like. The coding region runs from base 178 to 2178 and encodes 666 amino acids. Lineage: Eukaryota; Viridiplantae; Streptophyta; Magnoliopsida; Fabales; Fabaceae. The transcript is spliced from 8 exons. Gene Ontology annotation, molecular function: RNA binding. The record is from RefSeq and is a predicted model, not a curated record. Gene Ontology annotation, cellular component: ribonucleoprotein complex.